AUGGAACGGAAGGAGGUCAUGGACCUCGGCAGCGGCGAGCCCAAGGAGAUCAUGGACCUCAUCAGCGGCAAGCCGAUGGAGACCAUAGGCCUCGGCAGCGGCGAGCUCGAGGACUAUCCCUUCGUGAGGCGGCUCCGCAACCGGCGGCUCCUCGUCUACCUCUGGCUCCAGGGCUUCGACGCUGCUUACGAUAGGCUGCAUUUGCGGCAGCUGGUGGUCUGGGGCCGGUGGAGCGAAGCCCUCGACUACAUAAGUCGCUUCCUGCCGCCGGUGCUCAACGACUGGAGCCUCGAUGCCCGUUCCCUCCUCUUCUUCCUCCACACGCUCUGGGCUCUGGCCAACGUCGCCGCGUGCUCGACGGGCGGCCUUGUGAACGACUCUGUGCACAGCGACCUCAGCUUCCUGGGGACACUUUCCAGUACCAACGCCAAGCUCUCCUCCAUCCUACGAUACACACUCCACUCGCCGCAGUUCAGGGAGUCUCUGGACUGGAUGCUGGUGAGGAAGAAGGCAUCGUUGAUUGUCGAUGACUGGGCUCUUGAGACUCCGGAAUUGAGGCGCAAGAUGCAAUUGCCCGGUGGUCCAGGUCUCCCGCGGGACUUGCUUCCCAUCGGCCCCCUUUGCCCAAGGCGUCACCGGAGGGAACAAUCCCGGCGGGCAAAAGCAUCUACGAUUGCCAAGUCUUAUCUCAACAGGAAGAGGAGUCUGCCGCCUACAAGCCCACAUCCUGCAGGAUUGCCCAAAGAUGCACUCAGACGGGUGGCAGAUCUUAUUGAGGGAUGUUUAAGAGCUGGUAAACUUCUGGAGCUCCAUCAAGGGUGCCCGCUUCAAUCAAAUGCAAAGGGAGGUGCUUCUGAUACUCCACUUCUGCAGACCAUGUUUGGUACCGUAACAAAUCCUGCUAAAAACACUGGGACCUCAUCAGUGACAAAUGCAGGUGCUGCCGUCUCACGGCCUAUUAAAAUCCCUUGGAUCACAUCUCCCACAAAUGCAGGCCCAAUCAAGCAUUCUAGAAAAGAUGGGUGCUAUAGCAACAGUGCUGGUCAGGGUUCUGUUGGAAGAAAAAAAAGAGAAGAUUUGAUGACUGAGGAAGAUGAUCCUGAUAGAAAAAGGCAACGGACUGAACUGGAGUUGCUGACUGAAGUGGAAGCUGGAUCUUGCGGCCAGUUGCUGACUGAAGUGGAAGCUGGAUCUUGCGGCGCCAACUUGAUGGCCAACUGA
Molecule: messenger RNA, 1221 nt
Organism: Triticum turgidum subsp. durum (durum wheat)
Lineage: Eukaryota; Viridiplantae; Streptophyta; Magnoliopsida; Poales; Poaceae
Source: the annotation of a GenBank genome assembly